This is a messenger RNA of Phytophthora nicotianae INRA-310, 705 nucleotides long. RefSeq lists its product as hypothetical. NCBI's taxonomy places the organism in Eukaryota, Oomycota, Peronosporomycetes, Peronosporales, Peronosporaceae. The record is from RefSeq and is a predicted model, not a curated record. The coding region runs from base 1 to 705 and encodes 234 amino acids. The transcript is spliced from 2 exons.
AUGUUUUACAAGUACUCCGGGUCGCCGGGGGAGCUUUUCACAGCGUUGCCACGGCCUACUCCGUUCGAGCCAGUAGUGGUCGAGCGAAAUGGUGUGGCUACUGCACUGCCAAAAGCAGCACCACCACCCGCUGAGCUGACUGAAGAGCUGCAGAAGGACAUGUCCGAUAUGCACAAAGAUGUGGAGGAUAUUUGUGAGCGACGCCGUCUACAGAAUAUGGCUCGUUCUAAUGGUACUCCGUGCAGCUUUACUAUCGGCGAUUUCGUUCUAUGGUCGCGCAUCGACUCUCGUUUCUCUGUCAACAAACUUCUGGCUCGUUGGGUGGGCCCAUUUGAAGUCGUGGAAGAGCAUCCACACGCCUACAUGAUCCGCCACCUCAUCACUGGACAACGCUAUAUGGUCCAUGAGUCGCGACUUAAGUUCUACUGUGAUGCAAGCUUAGGUGCAAGUGAAGAAAUGAAAGCACAUGUCGGCAACCAAGGCAUGGUCUUAGGUGUCGAGGAACUGAAGGCACACCGAAAGGGGCAGCAUGGAUGGCAGCUACUUGUAUCUUGGGUUGGGUUACAGGAGGAGGAAAGCUCGUGGGAAGCGCUCCAGAGUCUCUAUGAUGAUCUACCAGCUCGAGUUCGAGCGUAUGUGACCUCCAGUGAAGACCAUGCAUUGAUGAAGGCAUUCUCUGAAGUCGAUCAAAGUUUCAGAGCUUGA